Molecule: messenger RNA, 3612 nt
Organism: Carassius carassius (crucian carp)
Lineage: Eukaryota; Metazoa; Chordata; Actinopteri; Cypriniformes; Cyprinidae
Product: glutamate receptor ionotropic, kainate 2-like
Exons: 16
Coding region: 140-3109 (989 amino acids)
Biological process (GO): modulation of chemical synaptic transmission; synaptic transmission, glutamatergic; monoatomic ion transport
Cellular component (GO): kainate selective glutamate receptor complex; plasma membrane; presynaptic membrane
Molecular function (GO): kainate selective glutamate receptor activity; transmitter-gated monoatomic ion channel activity involved in regulation of postsynaptic membrane potential
Source: RefSeq, a predicted model, not a curated record
CUACGAUACACCUCCAAUCAAAUCAUCACGGUAACGUGCCCCGAGCAGAGCUGUGACUUCUUCUGGCACUUUUGUUCAGCGCAGCGGUAUUCUGGGUCAUCCUGACGCGUUCGAUCAGGUGCGUGACGCGCUCGUCUGAAUGAACGCGCACCAGCCGUGCGCGCGCAGACUCCCAGUCUCCGUGAGAUGCCCGUUAGAUUCGGCGCGGCAGUGCAGUACCGCCGCUCAUGCGCGGAUUUCCCGCUCGUCUCCACGCGCACACACACGGAUCCGUGAACCGGAGAGUCGCGCGCGGACCCCAGGACGGUCAUGCCGUGAUGGUGUCACGCGCACGGACGCGUCAGCCGUGUUUGUGAAACCGGAGAUGAUGGUGAUGGUGGUGAUGAUGAUGGUGGUGGUGAGGAGCGGAGCUCUCCUCCGGUUACCGGGGCUCGUGAUCAGACUGACGGCGCUGAUGUUCGUCGCCGGUUCGAGCGGGAUGCCGCACGUGCUCAGAUUCGGUGGGAUAUUUGAGUCGAUAGAGAGCGGCCCGUCUGGACCAGAGGAGCUGGCCUUUAAGUUUGCGCUGAACACCAUCAACAGGAACCGAACACUUCUGCCCAACACCACGCUGACCUACGACAUCCAGAGAAUCAACGUCUUCGACAGCUUCGAGGCCUCCAGGAAAGCCUGCGAGCAGCUCUCCCUGGGCGUGGCAGCGAUCUUCGGCCCCUCCCACAGCUCGUCAGCCAAUGCGGUGCAGUCGAUUUCGAACGCUCUGGGCGUGCCUCACAUACAGACGCGCUGGAAGCACCAGGUGUCUGAUAACAGAGACUCAUAUUACAUCAGUCUGUAUCCAGACUUCUCCUCGCUCAGCCGGGCCAUCCUGGACCUCGUGCAUUUCUUCAGGUGGAGGAUGGUGACGGUGGUGUAUGACGACAGCACCGGCCUCAUCCGCCUGCAGGAGCUCAUUAAAGCUCCGUCCAGAUACAACAUCCGCCUGAAGAUCCGACAGCUCGCCGCCGACACCAAGGACGCCAAACCUCUGCUCAAAGAGAUGAAGAAAGCCAAGGAGUUCCACGUCAUCUUCGACUGCAGUCAUGAGAUGGCCGGCUGGAUCCUCAAACAGGCUCUUUCAAUGGGAAUGGUGACGGAAUACUAUCAUUACAUCUUUACAACUCUGGACCUGUUUGCUCUGGAUAUGGAGCCGUAUCGCUUCAGUGGAGUGAAUAUGACCGGUUUCCGCAUCUUGAACACGGAGAGUCCGCAGGUGACCUCCAUCAUCGAGAAGUGGUCCAUGGAGCGACUGCAGGCUCCACCCAAACCUGACUCGGGCCUGCUGGACGGGUUCAUGACGACGGACGCGGCGCUGAUGUACGACGCGGUUCACGUGGUAGCGGUGUCCAUCCAGCAGUCGCCACAGAUCACCGUCAGUUCACUGCAGUGCAACCGACACAAACCCUGGCGCUUCGGAGGACGAUUCAUCAGCCUCAUCAAAGAGGCAUCAUGGGACGGACUGACGGGUCGAAUCCUCUUCAACAAAACCAACGGACUGAGGACAGACUUUGACCUGGACGUGAUCAGUCUCAAAGAGAACGGACUCGAGAAGAUCGGGACGUGGGAUCCUCGGCGUGGACUCAACAUGAGCGAGAAUCACAAGAGCAAAAUCACCAACAUCACAGACUCACUGUCCAACAAAUCACUGCAUGUGUCUACAAUACUGGAGGAGCCGUACGUCAUGUUCAAGAAGUCGGAUAAACCUCUGUACGGGAACGACCGCUUCGAGGGAUUCUGUGUGGAUCUGCUGCGGGAGCUCUCGGGAAUCCUGGGCUUCCGGUACGAGAUCCGGUUAGUGGAGGACGGCAGAUACGGAGCGUUUGAGGAGAGCACGGGGCAGUGGAGCGGCAUGGUGCGCGAGCUCAUGGACCACAAAGCAGACCUGGCCGUGGCUCCGCUGACCAUCACAUACGUGCGAGAGAAGGUGAUUGACUUCUCCAAACCCUUCAUGACCCUGGGCAUCAGCAUCCUGUACCGCAAACCCAACGGCACCAACCCCGGCGUCUUCUCCUUCCUCAACCCUCUGUCCCCUGACAUCUGGAUGUAUAUUCUGCUGGCUUGCUUGGGUGUCAGUUGUGUGCUGUUUGUCAUAGCCAGGUUCAGUCCGUACGAGUGGUAUAACCCUCACCCCUGUAACCCCGACUCAGACGUGCUGGAGAACAACUUCACGCUGCUGAACAGCUUCUGGUUCGGUGUCGGCGCUCUCAUGCGGCAAGGCUCGGAGCUGAUGCCCAAGGCUCUGUCCACUAGGAUCGUGGGAGGAAUCUGGUGGUUCUUCACCCUCAUCAUCAUCUCGUCCUACACUGCAAACCUGGCCGCCUUCCUGACGGUGGAGCGCAUGGAGUCACCCAUCGACUCGGCCGACGAUCUGGCCAAACAAACCAAGAUCCUGUACGGCCUGGUGGAGGACGGCGCCACCAUGACCUUCUUCAAGAAAACCAAGAUCUCGACGUAUGAUAGGAUGUGGGAGUUCAUGAACAGCCGGCGUCAGUCUGUGAUGGUGAAGAGCGUGGAGGAGGGCAUCCAUCGUGUGCUGACGUCUGACUACGCUUUUCUGAUGGAGUCCACCACCAUCGAGUUCGUCACGCAGAGAAACUGUAACCUGACGCAGAUCGGCAGCCUGAUCGACUCCAAGGCGUACGGCGUGGGGACACCCAUGGGCUCUCCGUAUCGGGACAAGAUCACCAUCGCCAUCCUGCAGCUGCAGGAGGAGGGCAAGCUGCACAUGAUGAAGGAGAAGUGGUGGAGGGGGAACGGCUGUCCGGAGGAGGAGAGUAAGGAGGCCAGUGCCCUCGGCGUACAGAACAUCGGCGGCAUCUUCAUCAUCCUCGCCGCCGGCCUGGUGCUGUCCGUGUUCGUGGCCGUCGGCGAGGUGCUGUACAAAUCCAGACAGAACGCGCAGAUCGAGAAGCGCUCGUUCUGCAGCGUGAUGCUGGAGGAGCUCAGGGUGUCUCUGAAAUGCCAGCGGCGGAAACAGAAACCCCAGCCGCCCGCCAUCGUCAAAACAGAGGAGGUGAUUAACAUGCAUACCUUUAACGACAGGAGGCUCCCGGGGAAAGAGACCAUGGCGUGACGCCUCUCCUGUGACUCGUCCAAAUGACGGACACGAAGAUGUUUCCUGUGGAAAUCUGGAUUCGUGAGCGACUCAGAACCGCAGCCCUCGAAGAUUCAGUGUGUUCUCAUUUUACGUUGCUUUUCUCUGUGAAACUAGGUCAAGGUUUUAAACCAAUCAGUUUUUCCUCAGAUGAUGCUUUUAUUGCUGCCUUCAAGAGCGCCUGAUAAACACACUUUUUGUUUUUUUGUUUUUUUUCUAAUUUUUUCUUAUUUUUAUUUUUUCAAAAAUGUUUUUAUCCCAUGCAAUCUUCUUAAUACAAUACGAAACUAAUUCCAUUUAUUAAGAAGUUAUGUCUUGGUAAAAAAAAUUCUGAACAUUCUAUGAAUAUUUUGAUGAUAAAAUAUAAUGAUAACCAUAAAAAUAUAUUCUGUAUUAGUUUGUUAAACAAAGCCUCCUUGAAAUAUGAAUCCUCAUAGCAACCCGUCAAAAUAAAAGUUUGGUUUAACUGGAAGAAAUUGUGA